Molecule: messenger RNA, 858 nt
Organism: Cucurbita maxima (winter squash)
Lineage: Eukaryota; Viridiplantae; Streptophyta; Magnoliopsida; Cucurbitales; Cucurbitaceae
Product: axial regulator YABBY 4-like
Exons: 8
Coding region: 142-732 (196 amino acids)
Biological process (GO): plant ovule development; multicellular organism development; polarity specification of adaxial/abaxial axis
Cellular component (GO): nucleus
Source: RefSeq, a predicted model, not a curated record
ACUAUUUGAGAAUGAUGAAAUAAUAAUGCGUCCACCGAAAUCAGCUAUAAAUUGGAGUUGCCGUUGUGUCACAGACAUACUCAAAGCUCCUCAUCUCUCUUUUAUCAAUUGUUUGUAGUUUGUACACAACAAGGCGUUGAUAUGUCGUCCACACUGGAACAGCUCCUGCCCGACCCCUCUGAACAGAUUCGCUAUGUGCAAUGUGGUCUUUGUAGCACCAUAUUGUUGGUAAAUGUGCCAUACAGCAACUUGUCGAUGGUGGUGAGCGUAAGAUGCGGCAACUGCACUGGCCUCCUCUCCGUCAACAUGGCCAAGCCCUCUUUUAUCCCUUUUGAUCUUCUCACUUCCCUCUCUCACAACUUGCCAAAGGAGCCUUUCCAAGACUUGAACGUCCAGAAACACUUGUGCUUGGACAACCUCAACAACACGUCCGACCUCCUAACCUCGUACCACAACAUUAUCCAAAAUCACGAAGACGAUGAUGACGAUGCCAUCAUCAUUCCACCCACUCCAGUUGUUAACAAGCCCCCGGAGAAGAAACAGCGAGCCCCGUCAGCUUAUAACCAAUUCAUCAAGGAGGAGAUUCGGAGGCUGAAAGCGGAGAACCCGGGAAUGGCGCAUAAGGAGGCAUUCAAGACAGCGGCAAAGAAUUGGGCUCAUCUCCCUCCAGUCAAUGGCGAAGGAGAUCACGUGGGGAGCGGGCGGAAGGGAAAGAGCUUAAUCAGCAAUUGAAUGGAUACCACUGAGAUUGAGAUUCAGAUUCAGAUGGGUCUCUGCCCUUUCCACCAAAACUAAUUCAAACCCCUCACUCAACAUGUCUUCAUAUCGUUAAAUUGUAAUGCUUCUAAUUUCAUUUCA